GUUAGGGAAGGGGGACACAAAUGUCUUCAGGCUUAGGUCCCUGGGGGCUCCCAGUCCUGCCCCUGUUCCUCUACUCACAUCCCAGCUCCUCCCAGUUUCUUUUCGGACCUCCUCCUCUUCCCUCCCUUCUCUAUUCCAGGCUGGGUUGGGCUCUAAGCAAGGGGAGGGAUUAGAGCCUCCUCCCUCUCUGCCCCUCCCCAUGGGUCUCUAGGGGGCUGGUGCGGGCAGCAGCAGAGGCACUCUGGGCAGCUGGGUGAAGGCCCAUCUGGGCAAGGCCCCCAGCGGCUGCCUUCUCUCGCGGGGCCCUGUGGGCAAGGCUCCUGCUUCACUUUCAGGUUUCUCGAAGUGCCUUCUUGCUCCUGUCUGUUUCCCCAUCCUGCCAGAUUUCUGUUUCUCUUGCUGGGCUUUUGGCAGUAGGGGCUGUGUUGGUGGGCCCCAUGAAGAUGCUCAGUGUUCGGGAUCGCCGGGACCGGCCCCCUGAGGAGGGGGUAGUUGCAGAGCUCCAGGGCUUCGCGGUGGACAAGGCCUUCUUCACCUCCCACAAAGGCAUCCUGCUGGAAACCGAGCUGGCCCUGACCCUCAUCAUCUUCAUCUGCUUCACGGCCUCCAUCUCUGCCUACAUGGCCGCGGCGCUGCUGGAGUUCUUCAUCACACUUGCCUUCCUCUUCCUCUAUGCCACCCAGUACUACCAGCACUUCAACCGGCUUAACUGGCCCUGUCUGGACUUCCUGCGCUGUGUCAGUGCCAUCAUCAUCUUCCUGGUGGUCUCCUUUGCAGCUGUGACCUCCCGGGAUGGAGCUGCCAUUGCUGCUUUUGUUUUUGGCAUCAUCCUGGUUUCCGUCUUUGCCUAUGAUGCAUUCAAGAUCUACCGGACUGAGAUGGCACCCGGGGCCAUCCAGGGGGACCAGCAGUGACUCUGGGGCUACCUGGCUUCUAGGCCUAGCCAGCCAGAGGGGACAGUGGAGCCCAGACACGUCUCCUUGGGAUUCACUAACCCCCAGGCCGCCAAACCCCACCCCAGCCUUACGGAGAUGUCCAGCCUGAGACGUCACUGGGAACUUAUCUGUGGAGCCUGGUGCUCCGGGAUCUGGCUCCUGAUGAAGCUCUGGCCAGAGGAGGGGAACUUAUGGGGGAAGGGAGGGUGGUGGGGAGGAAUCUGGGCCCCUAAGUCAUUCCCAAAUUAAAAUAUUCAAAUUCUA
Messenger RNA from Mandrillus leucophaeus (drill), 1199 nucleotides. RefSeq names its product CKLF-like MARVEL transmembrane domain containing 5 (gene CMTM5). NCBI's taxonomy places the organism in Eukaryota, Metazoa, Chordata, Mammalia, Primates, Cercopithecidae. Bases 438 to 914 code for a protein of 158 amino acids. The record is from RefSeq and is a predicted model, not a curated record. The transcript is spliced from 5 exons. Gene Ontology annotation, cellular component: membrane.